This is a messenger RNA of Betta splendens (Siamese fighting fish), 2826 nucleotides long. RefSeq names its product R-spondin 2 (gene rspo2). The coding region runs from base 707 to 1444 and encodes 245 amino acids. The record is from RefSeq and is a predicted model, not a curated record. The transcript has 6 exons. Lineage: Eukaryota; Metazoa; Chordata; Actinopteri; Anabantiformes; Osphronemidae.
GGGGCGCGGAGGGCGAGACGGAUAGUGAUCUUCAACAUCUUAAAUAAGAAGAAGGAAAAACUAGAGAUUUCCACAGAUGACAGCGGCACGGCUCUACAUGAGCGUAAACUCCAGUUGGGAGCCAGUCACCCUUCAAGCUCAGCAGCGCGCGCAACGCAGGCUCACGCCCGCAUUCACGCCGGCUCUCGUUUUACCGCGGUAAAGAAAGCAACACAUGUGAGUUUUUUUUUUUUUGUUGUUGCGCCGUGGACACGAACCAGACGAGCACGUGUGAGAAAACACAGGUACACGGAAUUUAAGCUGUUUGCGCAGAGCAAGGAAAGGAAAUUCUCCCCUUCCACCGCGUCUCUCCUCGUCCUCGGACCUCCGCUGUCUUCUGGAGACACAAGUUUCUCACGCACGAAAGGGAUGCUCCGUGUUCCCGAGCCGCACUUGCACUCAGAGGGAACCUAAACGUGGGCCGGAGGGAUUACUCUUCGUCGGACGCAAGCGCAGCAAAACGGACACGUUCAGGGACAAGAGGUUCAGCUCGUCCCAGAAAAUGAUCCCCAUCGGCGGCGUGAUACUAUGUCGGAUCCUGCCUGAUGUUUGACACAACCGAGGAGCGACUUGAGAAAUUGUAGGAGAACACUGCAAAGUCAGAGAAUUCAUUCCAAGCCUCGCUGGCACGUUUUUACUGGAGUCCGAAGAAGAGAUCGCCGCCCAGAUGCAGUUUCGACUCUUCUCAUUUGCGCUGAUCGUAUUGAACUGUAUGGAGUACAGCAACUGUCAGGCGCCUUCACACCGCUGGAAGAGAAACAAAAGAGCUAGCUAUGGCGCGUACCCCAUCUGUAAGGGCUGCUCUGUGUGCUCCAGGGACAACGGCUGCAUGAACUGUCAGCCCAAGCUCUUCCUCUUUCUGCGACGGGAAAGGAUGAGGCAGUACGGGGAGUGUCUUCACGACUGCCCGGUCGGAUACUACGGCAUGCGCGGCCCUGAACUCAACACGUGCUCCAGGUGCAGGAUAGAGAACUGCGAGUCCUGCUUCAGUAAAGACUUCUGCACCAAGUGCAAGUCUGGUUUUUACCUGCACAAAGGGCGCUGCUUCGACAAGUGCCCCGAGGGCUUCGCUCCGUUCGAGGACACUAUGGAGUGCGGAGAGGGCUGCGAGGUGGGCCAGUGGAGUGAAUGGGGAGCCUGCACCAGGAGGAACAAAACCUGUGGCUAUAAGUGGGGUUUGGAGACCCGGACGCGGCACAUUGUAAAGAAACCACCCAAGGACACGAUACCCUGUCCCACCAUCGCUGAGUCCAGGAUGUGCAAAAUGGCCAUGAGGCACUGUUCGAGAGGUGGUCCGGGAAAACACCGACCCAAAGAACCAAAGAAGAAGAACAAGCAAAGACUGCGGCUACGGGCCCAGAACCAGCACAGCGACCACUUGGCUUCGGCGCGCUCGAGCCAGUGAGGACUGAAAGCGCAGGUCGAGCGAAGAAGCGAAGAAGCGAAGCUGCUAGCCGCUGCUGCACCCAUACUCUGACUCUGAAGACGUUGACGGCACCCACCACCUCCCCACCCGAAAACCCCGGCCGACAGCUCACAGGUCCACCACCAGUAUCACCAUCACCAUUAAACACGGCGUGCCCCUGCCUCCCAAAGCUUCUGUGAGCAGCCAGGUGACUCUGAUCCCUCAGCCCCGUCCCUUUCCUUCUGGACCUUUAUACAUGACAUUAGUCACACACACACACACACACACACACACACACACACACACACACACACACACACACACACCACCCCUAACCAUCAUUCACAAUGUCAUGCACCAUCCAGGGAGAUGGAAGAUGGAAGGGCAACCAGAGACUACGGAGGCGGGACAGCUGGAUAGCGGGGUAAUGAUGGGAGGUUUAGCAAGGAGGGUUAGCAAGCUGAACAGCGAAGAGGCGGAAGACAUUUGACUGAAGCUAAACGAUGCUGAUGGACAAGAAAAAGGCAUCUUGAACUGGAAGACAGCUGUUAUUAUUUUUUUUUUUGAUCCUAUAUUUAUGUCAACGCUACGCUCACCUCCCCUCUAGAUGGAGACGCAGUGUUCCAGUGUGUGGCCUUUCUGUUAUGUACAUUUUUGAGAGUAAUAUUAAAGAAAUGACCAUUCAUAGUUGCAAAGUAUUUUAUUCUCAGCACAAACUGUUUACGUUCAGACUGCUUUAUGCUUUAACUGUAUAGUGUGGAUAAACAAAAGAAGAACUUUAGUUGUUGGACUCGCAUGGCAACAGACUCAUGUACAUAGUUUAUCUAAAUAUGAAAGCUUAUUACUGUAUUUUCAGUAUUGACUCGUUCACCGUUCUAAAUGUUUUAGAGAUAAAAAAAGGUUGUAUUACCAAGCUAAAGAUUAAAAUGAUUAAAAACAAAUAAUAAAUAGCUGCCACAUAGCUGUUUCACUUAUAUGGUAUAUAUUUGAUUUAUUUAUUAAUUCUAUUUUGUACUUUUUUGUUCCGUGAGACUUGUUUUUUUUGCCUCAUACUGUUACUCUUAUAUGCUGAAUUACUCCUUGAGUUCCUUAUAACAGUUAAUAUCUUUAACAUGUGGAAACAGUUUUGUGUGAUGUCACGCAAAGUGUUGUAUUACAUUCAUUUGACCUCAUCUACUGAUUUCACUGUUUUAAAGAAGAUGAAGAAGAAAAAAGGCAAACUAUGCUUUGACAUAUUCUAGGUUUAAUAAUUAGGAUCCAUCAAAUGUAUGGUCAUAGGACUGCAUAUGUGUACAUUGUGUUUUAUUAAAUACAUUUCAUGUGACUGUAUGAUGAAGCCUUUCAUUGUCUAUGUCUAUAAUAUAUGUGGCUAAACUCUAAAA